Durusdinium trenchii is the source of this 246-nucleotide messenger RNA. The record is from the annotation of a GenBank genome assembly. NCBI's taxonomy places the organism in Eukaryota, Dinophyceae, Suessiales, Symbiodiniaceae.
AUGGGAGUAUCGACGGUGUGGCUGGCGCAGACUCCAUUGCGCCUCCCCCGGCGAAUCCACGUUUGUGGUGCCAUCACUGCAAUACUCAGCUGGAAUUUGCAGCUGGAGCAUCCUAUGUUCAGUGCUACCUUUGCAGGUGGGGAGCAUGAAUGUAGGUUACCAGCUACAUGCUGCAAGCCUUGCAGUGCAAGGGUUUGCCAAUCAUUGGGUUGUCAACAAGAGUUGCGCAUGCACCAUUCAGGGUGA